AUGAAAAAAGUACUUUUGAUUUUUUAUUGGUUAUUAAUUAACAAUUUAUUCAAUGCUAUUGAAUCUAGUGAAAGUGAUAUUAAAAACGGCUUAAAAGAUAGUAAUCUUAAUAGUCUAAAUUCAGACUUAAAUAAAUCCUUAGGCAUGGAUUCUGAAACAUAUAAUUCAAAUUAUCUAGAGCAUAAUAAGAAUACUGGAUUACUAAAAAUGAAUAUUUUAGUUAUGGUGUUUGUAUCAGUAAUUGGAACAAUACUUUUAAUGGGUAUUCUAGUUUUUGCAGUUUAUUUUAUGUAUAUUCAAAAAAUUAUAACAUUUGACGAUAAAAAAAAUGAUAUUGAAGAAGAUCCAAUUAAUAUAGAAGAAGAUGGUCUUAACAAUGUUAUUAUAUCCUCGGAAGAAAAUGGUAAUAAUAAUGUUAUUAUAUCUUCGGAAGAAAAUGAUAAUAAUAAAGUUACUAAAUCGUUAGAAAAAAAAUGCUCUGAUAAAAAUACUAGAUCUUUAGAAAAAAAUGAAAUUAAUAAAACUAAUAAAACUUCAGAAAAAAAUAGAAUUAAUAGAACUAAUAAAACUUUAGAAAAAAAUAGAAUUAAUAAAACUACUAAAACAUCAGAAAAAAAUAGAAUUAAUAAAACUACUAAAACAUCGGAAAAAAAUAGAAUUAAUAAAACUACUAAAACUUCAGAAAAAAAUAACAUUCACAAAAAAAAUAAAUCUUCAGAAAAGAAUGCUUUUAACAAAGCUACUAAAACUUUUGAAAAAAAUAUUAUAAAAAAAUUUUUUGAAUCUUCAGAAGAAGAAUAG
Molecule: messenger RNA, 801 nt
Organism: Strongyloides ratti
Lineage: Eukaryota; Metazoa; Nematoda; Chromadorea; Rhabditida; Strongyloididae
Exons: 3
Coding region: 1-801 (266 amino acids)
Source: RefSeq, a predicted model, not a curated record